AUGGCAGAGUCCGACGUGUGUGAGCUUUCCAAAAUGACAACUAAAGAGUGGGCCUAUUUCAUGGACGGGGACGAUGGACUAACACCCAACGAAGCGGAAUUUUUAGAAAUGGUCGAAAGUGGUGAUGUUGUUAAAACUAAGAUGUUAUUGAAGAAUGGAUUAUUUGACGUCAACUGCGUUGUCAUGCGGGGUAUGCUACCAGUUACGGCAAUCCAGCUUGCCGCUGAAAGCAACAACUUCCAGAUGGUUCGAUUGCUGUUGGAUAGUGGUGUGAAACGUAUUCCUAAACCGUCGAUAUGCAUUGGAGAAGAACAGAUUUUGGACGAUGACUUGAGUUACAGCAUAUUUUGUGGACUUGCUUCACCCGCAUACCUAAACCUCGCUAACCGUGAUCCAGUGAUGGCAUCGAUGGAUCUAGCAAACGAUUUACAGAAAGUAACAGAAGCAAAAGAAUCUCAAAUGACAUCAGUGGAAAGAUAUAUUGAAUUGAAAAAUAAGGUACAACAGCAUACCCUAGAUUUACUUGAUUGCUGUGAAUGUUCUGAAGAAGUGUCUACUUUGAUUCUUGGAUACAAUUAUGAUGAAAAUGCGGAAAGAAAACUUCUUCUGAAAGGAAAAGUGGUCACCAAAGCCAUAGCAACCAAGCAUAAAAAGUUCAUAGCACACUACAAAUGUCAGAACGUGAUUAGAAAGCUUUGGAACAAAGGCCAACCAGGAUGGCAUUGCAGGAAUAGCUUUUGGUGGUGGGUUUUGUACUGCAUAUACUGUUUGAUUGUAUACGUGUUACUAAUGCCGUUACUUGCCGUCAUGUAUAUCAUAGCACCUUGCUCGUCUGUGGCGAAAAUUCUGGACAACCCUAAAGCCAAAUUUUUAACGCAAAUGGUGGCAUACUUGCAAUUUGUUAUUUUAGGCAUCUUGCUUAACUUCGGUCCUGGUGGUAUGUUUUAUGCGGAUUAUGCCUAUGAGUAUUUCUUAUUUUGUCUCAUAAUUUAUGAAAUUGCGCUUAUCUGGGGGGAAAUUCGAGAAAUGAGAAUAAGCGGAUUGAUAUGUUACUUCAAUUCUUUUUGGAACUACAUGGAUCUACUGGUACUGUUCUCGUUUCUUGCGGACUCCUCGCUUCGUAUUGUUAGUUUGUUAAGUGGCGAGUACGUCAAUCCUGAGGUUAACUUAUUCUGGAUCACCUGGACGGCUUUAAUUCUUACUGUUGCUUGUCUUCGAUUCUUGAACAAUUUCUACCUUUCCUUCUAUCUUGGUCCCAUGCUACUAAUCUUCACUGCAAUGACCAGUGACGUCAUCAGAUUUCUCAUUAUAUUUCUAUACACUGUAACGGCGUUUGCACUCGGAUUCUACUACCUGUAUGAUGAUUUUGGUACCGACACUGUGUUUAGCGAAUUUACCUCGUCUUUUGUUGUUUUGGUCACAACGAUCUUUGGAGGCAACCCAAUCGAAAGUUUGAAAGCGAAGGGUAUGGUUUUCAACUUAACUGGUGCCGGAUAUGGCGUAGUUGAUGCAAGACCUAUGUACAAAACAAUGGGGUUUAUACUAUAUGCAUCGUUUGGUACUAUAUGUAUGCUCGUAUUGCUAAAUAUCUGCAUUGCCAUGAUGUCUGACACUUAUGCAAAGAUGAAGAACAGUAUCGAGAUUGAGUAUACGUUUAUGCAGACAAAAAUGUGGCUGAGUUAUGUCGACGCCCCCGUAUUGCCAGCUCCGUAUAAUAUCAUCCCAUCAGUUUCUUGUUUGAUUUCCAUUGUCAAAAAGUGUGUUCGUAUGUGUCGGCCUAGCUCAAAUACAGAUGAAGACGUUGAGUUAACUAUACCGAAGGAUAACAGACGAAAAAUGCAGACAAACAAAGGAUUACUCUACGAGGAGAUUGUGCGGAACCGUCUGAGAGCCAGAAAUGUCAGGCCUAGGCGCCAGGCUGUUAGGCUAGUCUAUUGGCGCCCUGGUGAACGCUUCACUGAUGCCAUACAGCACAAUCAGUUUGGUGGUGGCAGCAUCAUGGAAUGGGAUGGCUUCAGCUACCACCAAAGGACCCCUCUCCAUGUUAUUGAUGACAAAUUAACUGGAUUACGUUACAGAGACGAGAUCCUGCGACCUAUUGUAUUAACUUGUCUACAUAGAAUAGAUGCUGCGGCAGUCCCACAGGAUGAAAAUGCCAUACCACACCGUGCACGUGUUGUCACAGAUUUUCGAAUCCAACACAACAUCAACAGAAUGGAUUGGCCUGCUUAUUCACCUGGCAUGGCACCAAUUGAACGUUUGUGGGAUCAAAAGGUGGUCAAACCUAUUAUUGAAAUGUUCCAUGAUCUGGGAUUUUCAUUUUCAACCCUUCUCUCUUUCAGAACUCAUGCAACGAAAUGUGUAAUGGUUACAUUCAGUCCUCAUCAUCUGUUUCAUUGUGCAGAUGUUUCACAUUAA
This is a messenger RNA of Saccoglossus kowalevskii, 2418 nucleotides long. RefSeq names its product short transient receptor potential channel 4-like. The record is from RefSeq and is a predicted model, not a curated record. Lineage: Eukaryota; Metazoa; Hemichordata; Enteropneusta; Harrimaniidae.